Molecule: messenger RNA, 2671 nt
Organism: Dromiciops gliroides (monito del monte)
Lineage: Eukaryota; Metazoa; Chordata; Mammalia; Microbiotheria; Microbiotheriidae
Gene: TMEM267
Product: transmembrane protein 267
Exons: 4
Coding region: 319-978 (219 amino acids)
Source: RefSeq, a predicted model, not a curated record
UGCCGAAGCUCCUCUAGCUGGCUCCGCUCGUCUCGCUGGUGCGCAGCUGUCGAGCCGCGGGUUCGGCUCCGCUCGAACUAAGUUGCACUCGCUCCUGGGGCCGUGGACCGACAGACGGACGACGCCACAGUCAUUCGUUCCCAUUAAACUGGGUCUCGGUUUCUUAUGUUAAAUGAUGUUCUAGUUCAUACCCUCAUGACAUCACAUCAGCUACCAGACCCUUUUGGCGUCUGCAACCCUAACGUAGAUUUAAGGAUACGUGAGUGUGUAAACGACAAUAGAUUAUGAGUUUCCUGAUGGCAUUUAAAAUACAGCCACAUGUCAACUGUGAUGGCAACUGAGACAGAAAAGACCUUUGCUCUCCUCCAGACAUUUAGCACUCUCUCUGUCAUUUCUAGCCUUGGUUUAGGUUUAUUCUGCUUUGUAGCAGAUAGACUUUUUCAGUUUUCUUUCAUUCAGCAAAAUGAUUGGCUUAGAGCUCUCUCUGAUAAUGCAGUGCAUGGUAUAAUUGGAAUGUGGUCAUGGGCAAUAGUAAUUGGACUCAAAAAGAAGAGUGAUUUCGGAGAAGUAAUUUUGGCUGGAUUUUUAGCCUCUUUUAUUGAUGUGGACCAUUUUUUUCUAGCUGGAUCUCUAUCUUUAAAGGCUGCUUUGAACCUUCCACACAGGCCUUUUCUCCACUGUUCUACUCUGAUCCCUAUUGUAGUUCUGACACUAAAGUUGAUUAUGCACCUUUUCCGGCUCAAAGACUCAUGGUGCUUUCUUCCCUGGAUGUUAUUUAUAUCUUGGACUUCUCACCAUGUUCGGGAUGGAAUUCGUCAUGGCUUAUGGAUUUGCCCUUUUGGAAAAACUUCUCCCCUGCCAUAUUGGCUCUAUGUGACAAUCACAGCAUCUUUACCUCACUUAUGUUCAUUCAUUAUGUAUCUAACAGGGACCAGAGAGAUGAUGUCUAUAAAACAUGGAAUGCAUAUUGAUGUCUAAGGAAAGCAGGUGGCAACUUUUGGAGAACACUGUUUAAAAGUAAUCAUUGAAUGUACUUAUCAUUGAAGUGAAUUUUUAAAUACAUGUCACUUCUGCAGCAAUUGUUUAGUUACUUUGGAUCUAUAAUUGUUUUGCAUGAUAAACAAAAUGAUUUUAAUGUGAAGAAUCUCAUUUAUACAGUUCUUUUGUUUCUUCUAAUGCAGCUUUUUUAUACCCUGUUCAGUUUUUCUUGCUUUAUUUAUCAGCAUUUUGGGUUUUUGUUUUAUUUAUUAUUUAAGUCAUGAUUGUUUCCAUAAAAGAAUUUUAAGGGGCCAUUUCCAAGCAAUCUUCCAUAUUUGUUGAGUUGAUUUGAAUUGAAAUUUUGGAGAAUUAUACUUUUGAGCAGCCUAUUUCCUUCUGAAAAGAAGCUCAGGGUCUAGGUUGCCCAAGUUCUAGACAGCUAACAUUAUAUUGAGCUACUUAACUCCUGUGAAUCUUGAAGCACUGAAAUAACUAAAAUUGAAUGCUGUUUUUAUGUAAAUAUGACUGCUAGUAUUUAUUCUGAAUUUUUAUCUUGCCUGAAAAUACAACUUGCCAGGUGCUAAUUGUUAACUUAGGAAAGAAUUAGUUUAUCUAAAUGGGAUAUUGGGAGGGAUUUGUAGAUGGUAUCGGGGAAGUUGGAAUUCAUGAAUGAUAUUAUCUAAUGUUAGAAUUAAUUCAUUAUUUCAGGAAAUACAUUCCUGCUACAAUAAAGUAUUAGCUAUAAUGUAAUGGUUAUAAUAAUAUUUUAUCCAAGUAUUGUCUAUUGAGACCUUUUGCCCAUGAAUCCCAUGCACAGGGGUUUUAUCUGUUUUAAGAGCAAUACUACUACUACUACUACUACUAGAUAUGAAUAUGUCUACACUGUUUACAGAAUAAUAGUUAAAUGGAUUUUUUGGGUAUGUCAGUGGAACUUUAACUGACCUUUGAUCUAUAAGCAUAACCACUAAUAAUGUAAUAUUAAAUAUAGGAUCACAUAUAUGCCAUUAAGGCUAUUCCAGUUGCCAUCAAUUUGUUUAUAUGAUUUGUCAAAAUAAUGUAUCAAAUGAUUAAGAAAAACUAAAUUGCUUGCUACUUAAAAGGAAAAGUAUAAAUUUUUCCAAAAUAGUCUAGCUUAAGGAAACUUAUUUUUUGCUAUAUUCCUUUAAAUCAGCGUCUGUUAAACUGGUUAAGUUUAAAGGAGAAAUGAACAACUGUAACUCUUGGAUUUACUUUCAGUUUAUUGCUACCUUCCUGAAGGUCAGUGCAUUCAGGGUCACAUGAUACACUUUACUGCACACAAAAUCCAUUGUCUUCAGAUGUUAUUUAUAUUUUCUUACGGAUAUGUGAACUAUAAUGCCAAUAAUGAUGUGUGCCUUAAUCUGUGAGAAAUUAUGAAUGAUUCAUGGAGCCUACUUGAGAAAAGUAGAUUUUUAAAAUAUAACACCAAAUUCAGUAAAUUAUCAUUAAGGUCUACCCAGAUUCUAAUUCAUUUAAGUUCAUCAUUGAAACAGGACACCCUUUAUUCUUCCCUUGUUCCCAAAGAGGAAAAAUAACCUAUUUUCAGAAAUGAAUCAAUCAAAGCAGGGUUAUUCUUUUGUUUACUUUCUUUUUAAUUAAGUUUUAAAAUACUUCAUAUUUUUCUUUCUUCAAACCAGAUUGGAAUUAAAAUACAGCCUGUCAUUAAAGAAUGUUA